UCCUGCGUUUGAGCGAAGAAGAAGGGUGGCACCGAUGGCUUCAAUCAGGCUUGAUGACAAAUGGGAUAGAGAUGAUUUAUUAAGACAAGCACACUCUAAAGAUUGUGAAAAUAUCAGAAGGACUGAGCCAAUAAAUCUUGUCCUUCAGGAGUGGCAAAAGACGGAUGGAACGAACAAUAAAGGAGGCAAUAAGGAGGGAACAGAGAGAGAGAGAGAGAGAGAGAGAGAUGGUGGCAGGAUCUCUAUGGGGCCCCUUGGUUUUUGGUCAACAAAGAGACGUGCCAGACGCUGAUUCUAAGUCUGGAAAACUCUACAGUUUGGGAAUACUCCUGUCAUCCAGCUACAGUCGGUGUGGAACAUUCAAAGCGACCCUGGCUCCUGUAAAGAUGGCUGACGAGGUGCAGCCUGACUCCAAUAACCUGCAGAUACCAGGCGAAGCCGUCUCCACGCCGUCGUCUCCAGCCACAGCCAGGAGUGAUUGCGGGAUCACACCGCUCACACCCUCGGCCUCACCGAGGGUGGAGGUCAGACCCAGAAUGGCUUGUCCAUUCUCUGUUGUCGUGGCGAUAGACUUCGGGACAACCUCCAGCGGCUACGCUUUCAGCUUCACCCAGGACUCAGAGGCCAUACACAUGAUGAAACGCUGGGAAGGCGGCGACCCCGGAGUGGCCAACCAGAAGAGCCCGACGUGCCUGUUGCUGACUCCUGAUUUACGGUUCCACAGCUUUGGGUUUUCAGCGCGAGACUUCUACCACGACCUAGACCCGGAGGAGGCCCAGCACUGGCUCUACUUUGAUAAAUUCAAAAUGAAGAUCCACAGCACAAGUGACCUCACGAUGGAGACAGAGCUGGAGGCGGUUAACGGCCGGAAGGUCAGGGCCAUUGAGGUGUUUGCACACGCACUCCGUUUCUUCAGAGAGCAUGCUCUCAAGGAGGUGAAGGACCAGUCCUCAUCGGUUUUGGAGGGGGAGGAGGUGAGAUGGGUGAUUACCGUUCCUGCUGUGUGGAGACAACCGGCCAAGCAGUUCAUGAGAGAGGCCGCAUACCUGGCAGGUCUGGUGUCUCCUGACUGUCCUGAGCAGCUCCUCAUUGCUCUGGAGCCGGAAGCUGCAUCCAUUUAUUGCCGGAAGCUCCGCCUCCACCAGGUGAUUGACCUGAGCAUGCAGCCAAUCACCAACGGCCUGGAUCUGGACGGAUCCCGGCCCUUCGACUCCAGCUUCAGACAAGCUCGGGAGCAGCUGAGGCGAUCCAGACACAGCAGAACCUUUUUGGUGGAGAGCGGGACUGGAGAGUUGUGGUCGGAACUGCAGACCGGUGACAGGUACGUUGUUGCCGACUGUGGAGGAGGGACAGUUGACUUGACGGUUCAUCAGAUUGAGCAGCCACAGGGAACGCUGAAAGAACUCUACAAGGUUUCAGGUGGCCCCCACGGCGCCGUUGGGGUAGACCUGGCUUUUGAAGCCAUGUUGUGCCAGAUCUUUGGCGAGGACUUCAUUCAGAGCUUCAAAGUGAAGCGACCGGCGGCCUGGGUGGACCUCAUGAUUGCAUUCGAAGCCAGGAAACGGACAGCGUGGCCAGGCCGGGCCAACGCCCUCAACAUCUCCCUGCCCUUCUCUUUCAUCGACUACUACAAGAGACACAGAGGGCAGAGCGUGGAGGCUGCCCUGAGGAGGAGCAAUAUGAAGAUAGUGAAGUGGUCAUCCCAGGGAAUGCUGCGGCUGACACAGGAAGCAAUGAACGAGCUGUUCCAGCCCACCAUCUGCAAUAUAGUCAAGCACAUCGAUGAGCUGAUGGCGAAGCCCGAGGUCAGCGGUGUGCGCUUCCUAUUCCUGGUCGGGGGUUUUGCUGAGUCGCCCAUGCUGCAGAAAGCGAUCCAGAAGGCUUUGGGAAGGACGUGUCGCAUCAUCAUCCCUCACGAUGUUGGCCUGACCAUACUGAAGGGCGCAGUGCUCUUUGGGCUGGAUCCCACUGUGGUCAGAGUGAGGAGAUGCCCUUUGACCUAUGGGGUUGGUGUCCUGAACCGGUUCGUCGAAGGACGCCACCCUCGGGAUAAACUCCUCCUCAAAGAUGGCCGUGAGUGGUGCACGGACAUCUUUGACCGCUUCGUCUCCGUGGACCAGUCGGUCGCUCUGGGAGAAGUUGUAAGGAGGAGUUACACGCCCGCCAGGGUCGGCCAGCGGAAGAUCAUCAUCAACAUCUACUGCAGCUCAACGGACGACAUCACGUACAUCUCCGACCCUGGCGUCAGGAAGUGCGGGACGAUGACGCUGGACUUACCAGGACCGUCGCCGACCCCUGGAGCAGCAGGUGGAGGGGGAGCAGAGAGACGAGAGAUCAGGGCCACCAUGCAGUUUGGAGAUACAGAAAUCAAAGUCACAGCCGUGGAUGUCACGUCUAACCGCUCCGUAAGGGCUUCCAUAGACUUCCUGUCCAACUGAACAGGAAUAGAGGAGGCUGAAGAACAUUUUCUGAAACUUCCAUUUGAGACCUUCACAGGGUAUCUGCAUGUUUAAGGGAGCCAAAUUUAAGACUUUUAAAGACCUUUUUAAGGCCACUUUGACCAAAUUUAAGCUAUUUUUUUUAUUUCUUUCAAGCUAUAAUUUCCAGCUAUUGCCUGGAACCGGUGCUAACCACGUCGCGAACGUGGGAUUAGCCAUCCAGUUACCAUUAAACUUGCACUUCCCCAUGGCGCACGCUCCCACUAGCUUAACCAGCUAACGUGCUCAUCUAUAAAUAGCCCCCUUUCACAACCAACUGAAUGUGUACGGUUCCGUUUAUGCAACUAUGAUACACAUAAAAUGCUGAACACUAAGUAGAAAUUCACGAAAAUUUUAUAGAAAUAAAAAUAUCUUGUUUAUUGGGUCUUUGGUAAUUUAAGACCUUUGGAAACUGUAUUUAAGGAUUAUUUGUCAUUUUUAAGGCCUUAAAUUUGGAAAAGCUAAUUUAAGACUUUUUAAGGCCACUUUGACCAAAUUUAAGCAUUUUUUUUUAUUUCUUUCAAGCUAUUAUUUCUAGCUAUUUCCUGGAACUGGUGCUUUUUAAGGACCCGCGGAUACCCUGGAAGAAAGUCUUCUGCUUUACACGAGAAGUUAUCACCAGAUGGAGGCUGAAACGAACCUCUUAUGACCGAAAGACCUCACAGAACAAACUACCUAGAGACUCUACUCAAAGACCUUUUCCUCACAUUAGAUCCUGCCACGGAACCCGUUUCUGCGACGGUGGUGCGCCAUCUAGCGGUGAAAGGACUACAUCUAAAACUCGUUGAGAGGGUCCUGGAUUACAAAGGAUUGGGACAUGACGUCACUGGGAUUACUGUUGGUGACGCAAAAGAAAGAUUUAUGUAAAAUUAAAGCCCUAGGACCCCCCCAUGCUCACCAAAGGUUAAUCAGUGCUAAACUGACUUUUCUUGUUGGCAAUAAUUAAAAAUAAAACAAAAGCUUGUUUGGGGGAGGGGCUUCUUUACCUGCCAAGAUGCUGCAGCUCCACGAGAGAAACCAGGUGCAGCUCUGCACCCUCAUCACACUGCAGACAUCAAAGGUGCUAUUACGUGUUUUAGUGCAGCUCAUUAAACAUUCUAGGGAUGCUCUGCGCCUCAUCACCUCUGGUCAGGAUUAACUCAACACCCCCGUGCAUCUUGUUUCACAUGUAACGUACUUCCUGUUAUUAAAUAAAAGAAAGAGCCUCGUCUUUGACUCGGGACAGGAACACACCACCUCCUGAA
Molecule: messenger RNA, 3721 nt
Organism: Nothobranchius furzeri (turquoise killifish)
Lineage: Eukaryota; Metazoa; Chordata; Actinopteri; Cyprinodontiformes; Nothobranchiidae
Source: RefSeq, a predicted model, not a curated record